Messenger RNA from Caenorhabditis angaria, 630 nucleotides. Lineage: Eukaryota; Metazoa; Nematoda; Chromadorea; Rhabditida; Rhabditidae. The record is from the annotation of a GenBank genome assembly.
AUGCCCAAAAUCUUCUGGAUUCUCGUUGGAAUUUCUGGAGCACUUUGUCAAUAUCCAACAGCUCCAAAAAUUCCCGAGCCCAUCCCAGAUAGACAUCAAACAUCAUCGAAAUCUUAUGCGAUAUCUCAGGCUUAUCAGAUUUAUCCGAGAUAUUUACCGUUUUAUUCGGAGGUGAACACGAUUGGAAAACCCUAUGAGAUUUAUUCCAGGAGGCCGGAAGUGGUGAAAAAUAGAAACUUGAAUUUGAAUUUGGGACAUCAGAUUCAGAAUCAAAUUCAGGGUUAUGGCAUGGUGAAAAGUGAGUUUUGAUGGGAAUUUUUGACAAGAAAUUUUGGAAAUUUAAUUUUUUCAAGCUCUAGAUAUAUUCUAAAUUUUAAAUUCUAAAUUGCACGUGGCAAAAUUAUUUUAUUCACAAUUUUUCGCCAGGGAAUGUUGAGAAUUUCUUGUGUCUAAAAUCCACGUGGCAAUUUCUGAUUCCCAAAAUUUUCAGGCAAAAUCCCGGCUCCAACAUUCUACGGUGCUCCAUUUCGAGGAAGCGUCAUCAAAAACAACAACAACGAGAAUUCAAUCGAUACUUGGGAUAGUUUGGAGAAAAAUUUGAAUUUUUCUCCCAGAAGCUCGGAAAAUUGA